UCAUGGAUUCAGUAAUUCAACCCGUUCAAAAUGGAGAAAACCUAAGUACUAUAUCACAGAUUAACAAAUUUAAAAACGAAACACCAGGUACAAUUAGUAAAACAAUUAUUAGAAAGAAUAGUAAUAAAUAUAAAAAACAAAGCCGCAGGCAAUAUGAGAAGAAUGAUAUAUUUAGAAACGAAACAUCAAAAACUAUUCGUAUGAAACUAAAGAAACCAAAACGCAAAGAACGACUCUCCAAAAUAGAGUCCAUCGAAUCCCAAUCUGAAUAUAGACAUCAAGAAACAACGCCUUUAAAACCUCUUGAACCUAAUACAUCACCCGGUUCUCCAGGGAUAGUGCAAUAUUAUCAGGAACCAGAAUAUACUUAUUAUAAUGAUGAGUUCAUUGAUGGAACAUAUUCAUAUAAUUGGAGUAAUGAAUUUUUAUAUGGAAGUCCUGGCAAUAGUUUUAAUCAGGAAACUGAAUUCGAUAAUUCCAAUUACGAAAUCAUUACUUAUUUAUAUGUACCCGAUAUGUCAGAUAACUAUG
Molecule: messenger RNA, 531 nt
Organism: Scutellospora calospora
Lineage: Eukaryota; Fungi; Glomeromycota; Glomeromycetes; Diversisporales; Gigasporaceae
Source: the annotation of a GenBank genome assembly